This is a messenger RNA of Zophobas morio, 1037 nucleotides long. RefSeq names its product large ribosomal subunit protein mL44 (gene mRpL44). Gene Ontology annotation, molecular function: ribonuclease III activity; double-stranded RNA binding. Lineage: Eukaryota; Metazoa; Arthropoda; Insecta; Coleoptera; Tenebrionidae. The transcript has 3 exons. Gene Ontology annotation, biological process: mitochondrial translational elongation; RNA processing. The record is from RefSeq and is a predicted model, not a curated record. Bases 101 to 994 code for a protein of 297 amino acids. Gene Ontology annotation, cellular component: mitochondrial large ribosomal subunit; microprocessor complex; nucleus.
GUAUGUUCUCUGGUGCAACCUUAGCCACACGUAAAGUACACAUAACCUCAAUAACAACUAAUUAGUACACCAGGUUUAAUUUAGUGCGAAAGGUGCGAAAAUGUCGUUAUAUCGACAAACACUCGCACUUACGUCGCGUUUACUCCUUAAACAAGCCCUCAAAACACGAAUUACGGGUGAAACGCGGAAUAUAAAAAGGUGGGUGGCCCCCACGCUUAACGAGCUUUAUACGCGGCGUCUGAAAGUCGGUCCGGAGCCCCCGCAGCCCCGUUCGACGUUCCUAGAGUGGAACUAUGAAGCCGAAGUUUUCGCUUUUGGUAAACGUCUGGGGGAAGAUUUUGACAAAAAUAUUCUAAAGCAGGCGCUCACCCAUCGCUCGUUUGUGAUCGCUGAAGAAGAGAAAGCCAAACAAAAAGGGGUACAGUUUGAGGAGCUUGCGAGUAAUAGAAGUUUGAUUAAAGAAAGCGACAAAAUUGUCUCUGACUUUUUGAAAGAAGAGUUUAAAGAGCACCCCGAUGACGUAGCAGAGGCGCUGCACGAUUAUCUCACCAGCGUUGAUAUGUUGGCCCACGUGGCGUCACAUAUGGGGCUCAGAGAUAUAAUUUUAACAUCUGAAUUUCCUGUUGAAAAUUCGACACUUGCGGACACGUUUAAGGCCGUCGUGGCAGCUUUGAAGCAAUCCCAGGACUUAGCAAGAGCGCAAAUUUUCGUCAAAGACUUCCUAAUAAGUCAACUAAACGGAAAAGACAUUUUUGACAUUUGGAACCCCGAGAAACCCUUGGAAUAUUUAACAAACUUGCUUAGGCAGAGAGGUAUUAACGAGUUUGAGCCCCGAUUGUGCAACCAAUCAGCCGCGAACACGAUCCUAGCGAACUACCAAGUCGGUUUGUAUAAUAAUAAAAAACUUCUAGGGAUUGGGUGGGGCGAAAGUAUACAAAUAGCGAAAGAAACGGCGGCUUUGGACGCCAUUCAAAGGCUCCAUUAUCAAAAAUAGGUUAAGUUUUAGUAUAAAAUAAAUAAAAUUGAACAAUGGUCAA